CUUGUCUCACUAUUUCCAUUAGCAUCCGCUGGCGCAGUAGAGGCGCAUGUCGAGCAAAGCUUGGACGAGCAAGGAAUGUCUUGUCUGAGGUAAAGUUCGCGAACGAUCUUUUGAACUUUUCCGCUUUUCGUGGAUCUCACGAAGACUUUGCUGGUGACAUUUGCUGCCUGCGGAUUCGACGAGAAAUCACGCCGUAAGCUUUUCAUUUUGACUGUAUAGCGACCACACUCCUGGCAGGUCGUUGUAUUCUGCAACCCAGAUCGUUUUUUCAGGCCGUUGAUGCACUCCGUGACGUUUGCUCAGAUCUGGAUCCGCUCUUGCUGAAGCGGGAUCCAGACGUUGGACCGAUUCGGGAAAGUCUGCCGAGUGCCGACGGGCAUCGCCAUGGGCUCUCUCUUGAUAAGCAUGCUAUGUUCCGCCAUCAACCUUUGGGUCCUCCGUAGACUUUCGACUCUUUUUUUCUUUUUAUACAGAAUCCAAGCGGCUAGUAGCUUCACAAAAAUGGUUCUCGCAGCCGUGGGGCAACUAUGUUCAACUGGAAGUCUAGCGGCCAACUUGACGCAAUGCAAGACGCUGGUACGCAAGGCAGCCGCAGCUGGAGCUAAGGCAUUGUUUCUUCCCGAGGCUGCGGACUAUAUCGCAUCAUCGCCUGCAGAGACUAUCUCACUGGCACGCUCUGUACAAGACAGCGAAUUUGUACUGGGUCUCCAAAAAGAGGCACAAUUGGCCAAUCUGCACAUCAAUGUAGGGAUACACGAACCGGCGUCGAACGGUAGGAUCAAGAACACCCUCGUUUGGAUCAAUGAAAAGGGCGACAUCACACAACGCUACCAGAAGGUCCACCUAUUCGAUGUGGACAUCAAGGGUGGACCAGUACUGAAGGAAAGCGCCGUCGAGAAGGGGAUGGAGAUACUACCGCCUUUCGAGACACCCGUUGGGCGAGUAGGCUUGUCUAUUUGUUUUGAUCUGCGCUUUCCUGAGAUUAGUCUGGCUCUCAAAAGACAGAACGCCCAAAUCAUCACAUAUCCAUCAGCUUUUACGGUUCCUACCGGGACAGCGCAUUGGGAGACCCUUUUACGCGCCAGAGCUAUAGAAACGCAGUCCUAUGUGAUUGCCGCAGCCCAGGCCGGGCCUCACAAUGAAAAGAGGAGAAGCUAUGGACAUUCCAUGAUCGUUAAUCCAUGGGGCGAAGUUGUUGCCAAGCUUGACGAUGAAUACCAAGAGCCGCAGAUCGCGGUUGCGGACAUUGAUCUAGAUCUCCUUGCUAAAGUCAGGAGAGAGAUGCCGCUACUCAGAAGAACGGAUAUAUACCCAGAAGUAUAGAUGAUCGUGGCAUUUGACUCAGUACAUACGAUAUCUGUAACUGGUACACAGUACAUACUAUCAUUACCGUUUCCUUGUUGUAUAACACCAAAUGAUAGGUUGCUAUCCAGUGUGAACGUAGCCGAAAACCGAGAUACACAUCAUACAACCCA
This is a messenger RNA of Aspergillus eucalypticola CBS 122712, 1475 nucleotides long. RefSeq names its product carbon-nitrogen hydrolase family protein. Gene Ontology annotation, molecular function: hydrolase activity, acting on carbon-nitrogen (but not peptide) bonds, in linear amides. The coding region runs from base 385 to 1323 and encodes 312 amino acids. The transcript is spliced from 5 exons. NCBI's taxonomy places the organism in Eukaryota, Fungi, Ascomycota, Eurotiomycetes, Eurotiales, Aspergillaceae. The record is from RefSeq and is a predicted model, not a curated record.